Molecule: messenger RNA, 1958 nt
Organism: Ooceraea biroi (clonal raider ant)
Lineage: Eukaryota; Metazoa; Arthropoda; Insecta; Hymenoptera; Formicidae
Product: zinc finger CCCH-type with G patch domain-containing protein
Biological process (GO): negative regulation of transcription by RNA polymerase II
Cellular component (GO): nucleus
Molecular function (GO): DNA-binding transcription repressor activity, RNA polymerase II-specific; metal ion binding; RNA polymerase II cis-regulatory region sequence-specific DNA binding
Source: RefSeq, a predicted model, not a curated record
CACGACUGCUCAAGGUGCAAAACGAACAGGAUCGAACUACGCUCAGCUGUGCAAGCGUUGCGAGCUGUCAACGUACAUACACGAAAAGACAAAUAAUUAUUAAAAAAGAAGCCGCGGUUUAUGCGGUUCGAUAAUCGCGCUGUAUCCUUUGCUUGUCUCUUGUCAACGGCACCAUGACAGAUGCGAGGAGCUUGACAGAAGCCAUCGAGCAGUACGAGACUCAGCUAUCACAAGUGGACACGACACUGUCCGCGACACCAAAGGGUCCUGACAGAGACAAUCUGCUCAGUCUAAAGUCCGACAUCGAGGAGCUCAUUUCACUGACCAGGGAAAGUCUGCGAAGCCUUGAGGGAAACGAGGACAAGAAAAACGACGACGAGGAAUUUGACGAGGAGGAGGACCCACUGGACAAGGAAUAUGCCUUGUUCAAGGCAGAGCUGGAAAAGCCGUCGGAUGAGAGCACAAGACAGGAGGAUACAGCUGAUGUAGCUUCCAGUGGCAUCGAAGACGAAUUGAAGGAGCUAGAGGGCAUGAAAUGCAAGGCCCCUUAUGGCGGUACCUGGGGAGGUAUUGGCUACCAUAACGCCAUGAUAUGCUCCGUUUAUAGAAACGAUGACGAAGACAUUAAGGACAUUCACGAUAUUAAGGCAAGUAGGACUGCCGAUCGAUUGUCGAUAUCGAUGCGCGAUACGUAUUUUCAGUCUGCUCGCUUUUUUCUCCGAUUAUUAAAUUUGACCGUUAAUCAGGUUCGGGUGUUCUUUCUCAAUCCGACGCACAGGGAGAUGAUCCCGUGCUCGUAUUUCCUCGACGGCAGUUGCAAGUUCACCGACGAGAACUGCCACUACUCGCACGGCGAGAUCGUGUCGUUCUCGAGUCUACGGGAGUACAAGGCGCCCGAUUUCUCCAGCAUCAAGAUGGGCAGCAGGAUUCUGGCAAAGCGGAAGAACAACACGUGGCACAGAUCCGUCGUUUUGAAGUUGCCGGAGAAGGAGGGGGACGAGUGCAGGGUGAAGUUCGAAGCGAGCGGCGAAAUUAUCGAGGCAGACCUGCAGAAUCUCUUGCCGCUCAAUGACACGGACCUGGAGAUGUCGGACACGUCUGACGACAGCGAGGACGACGACGACGACGAUUCCAAACCCAACUCACCGUCGCACUCGGAGGAGCACGAAAAGUCGGCUCACAGAUCCCUGCUGACGCUGCAAUCCGGCGAGCCUCUGGGAAAUUGGGAGAAGCAUACACGUGGCAUUGGUAGCAAGUUAAUGAUGCAGAUGGGUUACGUGAUGGGCACCGGCCUCGGCAAACUCGCUGACGGCAGGGUAGAGCCAGUCGAGGCCACGGUUCUACCGGCAGGGAAGUCACUAGAUCACUGUAUGCAACUGCGCGAAUUUGUCGGUGACGACGAAGAUCUGGUCUCCGCGGAGCGGAAGAUGCGCAAACAACAGCAGAAGGCAGCGAAGCAACAACGAAAGUUGGAGCAGCAAAGGGAGAGGCAAUACCUGAGGGAUAAAGAGAGGGAGAACAGCAACGUGUUUAACUUCAUAAAUAAAACAUUGGGCGACAAGCCUAAGGACGAUAACGAGGCUGGCAGUUCGCGGAAGAAGAAGAGACUCAAGACCGAGUCGAAUAGAAAUCUGAACGUAGCGAACUUUCAAGUUGGCGAGGACAUAAGUCGGCUGGAGAGGCAGUCGUGCAAGCUGAAGGAAUCGCUGGCGAGGCACGUUGAGGGCAGCGCUCUUUACAACAGCAUCGCGAUGAAGUACAGGGAGACGCAGAGGGAGCUGACGGAUCUGAGGGCUUCCGAGAAGAGCAUCGUCGCCGAGCAGAAUCAAAGGAAGAGCAACGCUAAACUGACUGUAUUUUGAUAUUCCACGGUAGAGCACACUAUGGAACGUCGAUAGACUAGAGAUGCGCGUUACGUCUGUACAUAAAAUCGAUCUAAAUAAAAUGUUUUACUAAUA